GACAGGACAGCGCAGGCGCAGAGGUGCCGGUGGACGCGCGCUGAGGGUGCGAGAGUCGAGCCUCUCUCCCGCAGACGACUUUUAUUAGCGGGUGGGCUGAGCGAUAGGCUGUCUUCCGCGCGCGCCUGCCGCAGCCUCGCUAUGGAUGCCCAGAAAGAAGCUCUACAAAGGAUUAUCUCUACUUUGGCGAACAAAAAUGAUGAAAUCCAGAACUUUAUCGACACACUGAGCCAUACGUUAAAAGGUGUUCAGGCUAAUUCUUCUAAUGUAAUUGCUGAGCUGGAUGAGGAAUUUGAUGGUCUGUAUUCUAUACUGGAUGAGAUGAAGGAAAGUAUGACCAACAGUAUUAAGCAAGAACAAGCUCAUAAAUCUCAAGAGCUACAGAAUCAACUUAGCCAAUGUAGUAAUGCCUUGGAGAAUUCUGAAGAACUACUAGAAUUUGCUGCACGGUCACUGGACAUAAAGGACCCUGAGGAAUUCUCAAAGGCUGCCAGACAGAUCAAAGAUAGAGUCACAAUGGCUUCAGCAUUCCGCAUCUCUUUGAAACCAAAGGUCAGUGAUAACAUGACUCACUUGAUGGUGGACUUCUCUCAGGAAAGGCAGAUGCUCCAGGCUUUAAAGUUUUUGCCAGUCCCCAAAGCUCCGGAGAUAGACCCAGUAGAGUGUCUGGUAGCUGACAACGCUGUAACAAUAGUAUGGAGAAUGCCAGAAGAAGACAACAAAAUUGAUCAUUUUGUACUGGAAUAUAGGAAAACUAAUUUUGAUGGGCUUCCUCGAGUAAAAGAUGAAACAUGCUGGGAGCUGAUAGACUAUAUUAAGGGCACUGAAUAUACAUUAUCUGGACUGAAAUUUGAUUCAAAAUAUAUGAACUUUCGGGUAAGAGCUUGCAACAAGGCUGUGGCAGGGGAAUACUCUGAUCCAGUGACUUUGGAGACUAAAGCACUUGUCUUCAGUUUGGACAAUACAUCGUCUCAUCUGAACCUGAAAGUUGAAGAUUCUUAUGUUGAGUGGGAUCCUACUGGAGGCAAAGGCCAAGAAAACAAAAUAAAAGGAAAAGAGAAUAAAGGCAGUGGCCAGAUUACAGUACUGAAGAACAAUACAAGAAGUGGCACACCAUCUCCAAAGAGGACAUCUAUUAGUUCGAGGUCACCAUCGAUAAGGGGCAGCAGAGAUCGCUUUACUGGUGAAUCGUACACAGUGUUGGGAGACACUGCUAUUGAAAGUGGACAGCACUACUGGGAGGUGAGAGCCCAGAAGGACUGCAAAUCCUACAGUGUGGGAGUAGCAUAUAAAAAUCUGGGAAAAUUUGAUCAACUGGGAAAGACUAACACAAGCUGGUGUAUCCAUGUCAACAACUGGCUACAAACCACCUUUGCUGCAAAGCACAAUAAUAAAGCCAAAGCCCUAGAUAUGACUGUUCCGGACAGAAUAGGAGUGUACUGUGACUUUGAUGGAGGUCAGCUCUCAUUUUAUAAUGCAAGUUCAAAGCAGUUGUUAUACACCUUCAAAACAAAAUUUACCCAACCACUACUACCAGGUUUCAUGGUCUGGUGUGGCGGACUUGCAUUGAGUACUGGACUGCAAGUGCCGAGUGCUGUGAAAAUGCUCCAGAAGAGUGAAAAUGGAUUGAGUGGUUCAGCUACCAGCCUAACCAAUGUUACCCAAUAAUGUGUCUAUUUGGAUACUAUACUCCUGUUUCUGAGUGGGUUUUUCUGUGCAGCUGCUAUUUACAGGAGCUUGUGAGCAAUGGAUUAACUGGCUUUGCUACCCCACUGCUGCUUUAAGGCCUGGGCACCAAUAGUGCAAAAGUUCUGGGCUGAAGCAUUAGCAGAAAUUUACUGUGAAUCCAGAAAGCCAGAUAGAAAGCGAGACUGACUUUUUUUGAUGUUUUGGACGGGGAAGUCAGGAGCUGUAGCUACUAUGUGCUUUUAUAUUAGACUGAAUUUGAUUGUAUUAGAUACUUCAUCAUUUCAGUAUAACUGCACAUGGCAGGUACGAUCUUAGUUUGAACGGCACUUACUACUAUACACUUUUUUCACUCCUUGUUCCCCCACCCUGAAAAGGAGUCCAUUUUGAGGUCCUAAAUGGAAGCUUUAAAUAUGUGACCCUUUGAAGAAACCAGUCCCCCAAAUUUCCACACAUGGAUAUGGCAUAAUGCAAGUUUGAGACUUGAGAUGUUCUCGUAGAGUAGCUAAUGUCAUUUUGACACAGGUUGGCUACCCUCUGGUAUUAGUUGAAUAAAUAGUGUAUCAUUUUGUGAUGGUCUUUAGUUGUCUAAAUGGGCAGUGCUGAGUAUCCCUUUAUAGGCUAUUCAUAGUUAGAACACGAGCUCAGUAAUCCUGCAUCACUUUAGUGAAAAUGAAGACUUCACAUCAAUUUUUACACCAGUGUUUUCAGAGCAUUCCUGAUCUUUACUGUGUGAGCCUUCUACUUAGAUUAUUGGGGAGAUAUGCAUAACACACUUCCCCAAUAUUACCCUUAAUAAGCUUUCAGCUAUAUUUGAUUACUUUUUUUAAAGCAUCCAGCUUGGAGUACGGGUAGGCUUUAAAGUGCUUCCAUGCUUUCUAUAUUUAAGUGUCUUGUUUUUAAUAUGCAGUUUAAAUAAGGUUUUGUCCUGUUUCAACCAGAUUUAUACAAUUUAAAGCUUUCUAAUGAGUUUGAAGUGUGUAAACAUGCAGUGGUGGUGAUGAGGUGUUUUAAGACUUCAAGAAUGCAGCUAAGCUAAAGCUUAAAGUAGACAGCCCAACACUCAUUCAAUGUUGCACUUAUACAUUACAUUCAUUUUAAUGAAGAAAGAGUACCACUAAUUUCACUAAAUUACAUAGUGAUCAUGCACAUUAAUGUAGCAGAUUAGUUCAUCGUACUUAAUCUCUACUAUAUGCACUCUUUCAAAAAAGGAAGGCAUAUGAAUAUCUCUAAAGUUAGACUGGGCAGCACAUUGCUUACUGCUCAACCCCACCUAUAUCACUUCUAACACAAGUAGAUAGUGAAUAAUAAAAACUACUCACUAGCAAACAUUGUCUAAAUAGAAUGAGACUACAAAACUGGAAAGCUACUAGGAGCUUGUAUUUUUAAGAGCAUAAUUUAACUGGGUAGGACCACUUUGUGUAUCUUUGAAUGCUCUGGAUUUUUUAAAGUUCUGAACCCCCCCAAGCUCUUAUCUUUUUAAAUGCACCCUCCCAUCUGAAAGGCUCCCCAAGCAACUCUUUCCUUACUGCCUGUGAUCUCCAGAAUGAAAUAAUUCUGGUCGUGCUUACUAGAGGUGGUCACUAAACAAUGCUGAGGUUCCUCCUUUCACCCCUUUCAUGGGACUGAAUAUGUCUACUUUUUCCAGCCCUGGAGUUCUUCCCUGAAACAGGACAAAGCAUUAAACUGUUACUAGACCACUGCACCAGCCCUCCUCCUCCCAUUUUAAUGGUUGCCACUUCUAGGUUAUUUUGUACUCCUUUGUAAAGAUUGCUAAUCUAGACUGCUUUUUAUGAAAUCUGUUUAUGGUUCUUGUGCUGCUUUGGGAGAGACACAUACUGCACUCAGUGGUUUUAACAAACAGUAGAAUCACUCUUCAGUAAAAGGGAUUUUUUUUGCUACAGUGACCAGAUUCAGACCCCUCCUACAGCAAUUUCAUAUGGAUGUCUGCUCUCCAUGUAUUUCUCCCCAUUGAGGCAACCAGUUGCUAAUUGGAGAUCUUGGAGAGGAUAUCUAGUGAUCCCAGUCCUUAGCAGCAAACCUUUGCAUACAGUAGAAAAAUUAUUCAUGUUAAUGGAGAGAGCUAAGAGAAAACAUUUUAGUAUAAAAGUAGGUUUUGUACUAGUGUUAAAUCUAUUUUAGCCACUUUUAAUCAGUGUUUCCCUUCCUGUUCUAGUCCAGGGUCCCACAAAAUGACCUGCAGGUGAUGGACAAUAUUGUGACCAAUUUUUAAUUCUGUAAUUAGAGGUCUCUUAUGGUGCACAGUCACACUAAGACUUUUCUUCGAGCAUAAUGCUGGUGGCUGUGUUGAAAUGCCUCCCUUCUUGGGAGUUGAACCGAAUGAUGUAGGGAGGGAUGAUUUGCACUCUGCACAUUCAGUCCCUGGAAACAGAGACAUUCCUCUAAGUUUAGGAGCAUUUCAUUUCUUCCUCUUGAAGGAAAGUAGAGUGAAGAAAUCUCGUGCAACAACUGUGGAGAUCACAGGCAAAAUCAGAUGUAUUUAAUCUGUUUUAUACAUAGUUGAAUUUGGCCCAUGAUCUCCAGUAGUGUUGCACAGCAUUUGCUACUCCUUUAAGAAACAGAGGAUAAGCGAAUUACCUUUUUUGGUAUUCAGUUCUAUACAUGAAUUCAACAUUUUUUCAUGGCUUCCUUUUCAUGCUUAUUUUAUAAUAUGGUUAUACAAAUCUUUUUUGUGUGGGAAGAGGAAGAAAACAGCUUCCAGUAUGUUUUCUCUCCUUUGCUGAACUUCUUGUCCAAUUUAAAUGUACAAAACUGAAAACAAUUUCAAAUGAUUGGCAAAUGGUUUUGUGCUAAUUGAGCUCAUAACAUCUGAAUCGGCUUAUCAUAGUACUCUGGGACAGUCCAUGUUGUCUUGUGAAGCCAUCAUCCUAAUUACCUUCAUAUUUUGGAGAAUCAGGUCCUUAAUGCAGCAAUGUGAGCAUUCAUAAUGUCCAGUGAAUUGAGGGAGUUUAGAAGCAUGCAGGAUGGGGCACAAAAUUGAUUUUUAGAAGGGAAGAGUAAGCUUUUUUCUAUUUUGAGACUCUUAAGUUGAUGGUGGUAAAGGUUAGUUUCUGUUCCUAUCUGUCCAUCUUUAACUUUUCAAUGUGGGAUAGUUAGCUACAGUUCCUGAUACCUUGCAGCAUACACUCACUCUUACACAAAGUAAAGGAAAACUUAACAUGUAUAAGGAAAAAACCAGUAACCAUUGAAUCAAACCCAAAAAUUGAGUGCAGAUACAUAAUUUACUUGAACAUUUUAGCAAACUGUAAGGAAACCUGCAAGGUACACUUGAUUAUGCACAAGAUGUAGACAGUGGAAUUCUUGAUUAUUUUUUUCUUAAACUAUUAUGGUAGCUUAGUUUGAAACAAGCUGAAGUAUUUAGUACUGUGACUUAUGCUGCACAAGGUUUAUUUUGAUAUCCAAGAUAUAGCUGUUCUAAAUGAUAACGUAUGGGUUAUUUUGCCCUUAAAGUUUGAAGUUACUCUGCAGUAGUUAAUGCACAAGUGUUGAAUUUUUGCUAAGUCUCCUUUUUUUAGUAAAUAGAAUAUGGAGAUGAGGAAUUGCCUUAAGCGCUUCAGAUGUUCGUUCUUAGAUUAUGGUUUUUGUGCUAACAUCUUGCAGAUCUUUUUACAUUUGUGGAAAGUGCAGGUAUAUUAAUGGUAUUGCAUAGCAUCUUCGGUGCUAUUUUUAGGUACAGUGUAAACAAAGAUAAAGUACUAGCUGCAGCUUCAGAAUGUGUUGACAUAGGAAGAAUGUAUGAAUACCCUGAGACUGUUUCUGGCAAGCGGAUUUUAUUGGAGGCUACUCUGCCACUUGAUUUGAUUGUGCAAAUUUGCAACCCUCUUGAAUGGUGGUGCUGGCACAGCUCCCAUUAGAGCUGUGCUAGAUUCUUUGCAUGUAGCACAGUGUUUCCAAGUAUGUAAGUAAUUUAAUGGCCUUGCUCAUUGUAAAAUUCAAGUAUUUGGGGGGGGAGGGGGAAGGAUUGUAGCUAAAUUGGAGUUCUCUUGUAAAAAUGUGAUUUAUCUUUUAAAUGUAUUUCUGCUAUUUACAGAAGUUUUUGGUUAAGGGAUUGCUGUUAGUCUCUGUAAAUUACAUUACAUCUGUUAACAGGGCAUAAUAAGGGUUUUUUAAUAUAGUGGUAAACUGUAAAAAAAAAAAAAAAAUACAUUUGCAUAAAAAGGCAGUGGAAGUAUGUGAAUCUACUGAAGUUUAAGGGUUAUUAAUUUUGGAAAUGGAUAGUUGAUAACCUACAUCCAUAUACGUGCAUGCAUACCUUAAGUUUGUCUUCUGGUGCAGGAUAUAAAGGGCAGUGACUGAAUUUUCAGUUAAGACUUACUUCCAUGGUCUUUCAAAAAGCUUGUAAGUAGGAAAAGUAAGUAUGUGCCCUGUGUAACAUGGUUGCAGGAGCAUACACAUAGGUUUCCUACAUCUUUUCUAAAUUACUGAUCCUUCACACCUCACACACAAGGUGAAGAAACUAACUAGUUGCUAUAGGGAAAAUAUUCAGCUUCACACACAAAAAAAGUAACUCUCUCUACUCUUCUGAGCAUAGUACAUUACAGAUUUUAAUAAUCUUGGUAGACUAAUUCAAGUGUGAUCUUCCACCUAAACUCAGAUUUUUCCAAACAUUUUAUUGACUGUUGGAAGGGGAAAUCUGGCAUUUGUUUUCCCAGGCACUGUGAAAUGGGCUUUAUGGAUAUCUGACUAUCAGGCAAAGCUUUUCAUUUCCCUCCAUUGUUUAACACCUUUUGCUGCAUGUGCCUUUCAUAAGUGGAGCUAUAAUCCAUGCUCCUGCUGUGGCAUAAUGUGAGUGUACUUAAUGAUCUUGAAUUGUCCCACUGAUUUUUACUUUAGAUUGCACAUUGAUUUCCAUGUACAUCACUUUGACAAUACCUCAGGUAUUCUGUAAUCAGUGCUUCAUUCCUCAUUCUUGGUAUAAAGUAUCCCAAGAUAACAGACCUGUCAUAACAGCACUACAGGGGUGCCUUAGAGCCCACAAAGUAUUUUAUUUGCUGUGUCUAACUCAAACUGUAUAUCUUACAAACAUUUUGUAUUAAUAAAUUAAUUUUGAAACAGCUGCAUAA
This is a messenger RNA of Chelonia mydas (Green sea turtle), 6770 nucleotides long. It is a transcript of the gene FSD1L, whose product is annotated as fibronectin type III and SPRY domain containing 1 like. Gene Ontology annotation, molecular function: protein binding. The transcript has 14 exons. NCBI's taxonomy places the organism in Eukaryota, Metazoa, Chordata, Testudines, Cheloniidae. The record is from RefSeq and is a predicted model, not a curated record. The coding region runs from base 142 to 1668 and encodes 508 amino acids.